CCAAUUCCUUUGCCCAGAGCAUAUUGGGUUUGAACACGGGCUGACGUGAGCUAGGUAUUAAAUCCGGCCUCCAUUAAAACCCCCGCUCAGGCACUGAUGAACGGAUUUGGCCCCUCAUUUGGCCCCGCGUUUAAAUCCGGAUGCCCCGCCGGCAUCAUUGGAAACCCGCCACGAUGCCACGGCGUUUCAAACUAUUUAUCGCGGCGAGGGAUUUAAGACAACAGCAUACGACGCAGAAGAAAAAGAAAAAGAACACUGAACUUCAUUCCUAUUACACGUCGAUAUGUCCUCCAGCCACCAUCAAGCGCCCCCUUUCAGGGCAGAGCACAUGGGCUCUCUGCUCCGACCCCAGAAGCUCCUCGACAUUCGGGAGGGCAAGAUUCGAGACCAGGGCCUAUCCGAGGAGGAAGCCGGUCUUCCUGCCGUCGAAAAGGAGUCUGUAGCUGAGGUUGUACAACUGCAGCGCGACCUUGGCAUCAAGGGCGUCACCUCGGGCGAGUUUAAUCGUACGCGCUUUUGGGGUCUGAUGUGGGACGAGUUCGAGGGUACCACCCGCCUGCAAGAUGCUGAAGCCAGCAUGUUCCGUCUCUACCACCCGGAUGUUGUGAGCCUCAUCGAGCAGGACCGCAAGGUGAUGCCUGGCGACUCCGUCAUAGCCGGCGGUAAGCUAGCUCACUCACCGGAGAAGUCCAAGUCCAACCUGCAUGAGCUUCGCCUUGUUCAAGCUGCACUUCCCAAGGAGGAGUGGAAGAACAUCAAGUUGACCAUGAUCACGCCCGCCUGGUUCCACAUGCGCUACAAGCAGGGUAGAGCCUAUACCAAGGAGGCGUACGCCAACGAUGCUGAGUAUUUCAGUGAUGUCGCCAAGGUCUACCAGGCAGAGCUCAAGCAACUCUACGACGCUGGUCUGCGCAAUGUCCAAUUCGAUGAUCCUGGGAUGGCUUACUUCUGCUCUCAAAAGUUCCGUCAGGGAUGGGACGAGGACAAGGACAACAAAGGUACCGUCGAAGACCUCCUCGACGCUUACAUCAAGCUCUACAACGACAUCACCAGCAAACUGCCCGAGGAUAUGCACACGGGUAUUCAUCUCUGCCGCGGAAACUUUAUUGGCGGUCGUCACUUUGCUGAGGGUUCUUACGACAUCAUUGCCAAAAAGCUCUUCCAGGACCUGGAUGUGAACACUUUCUACCUUGAGUACGACACUGAGCGUUCUGGUGGCUUCGAGCCCCUCCAGUUUCUGCCCAAGAAUAAGAACGUUGUUGUCGGCAUCAUUAGCACCAAGGUUCCUAAGUUGGAGGACAAAGAGCAGAUGAAAGCUCGUGUCCUCAAGGCGGCGGAGUUUGUCGCGAAGGGCAGUGGUGAGACCAAGGAGGAAGCUUUGAAGCGUAUCUGUGUGUCACCUCAGUGUGGGUUUAGCACCCAUGAGAGCGGGUACCCGUUGAGUCUGGAAGAUGAGAAGAGCAAGCUUCGGUUGAUCCGAAGGAUUGCCGAUGAGAUUUGGGGCGAGGCGUAGAAUGUUAGCCGGAUACACGUAGUGUGCCCUGAUAUGGAGUGUGACAUUCAACAUGUGAAAUUUAUCCUGGGUGGUUGGAAAUUAGCGGGCACAGAAGAUAUUCGGUUUUGCUGGAAAAUAUGGGAAUCUACAGUUUCCGUUGGGGUUUUUUUCUGUCUACUAUGAUUAGCUUCUAAAAAUGCAAUAUUGAUCAAGCUGAACAGCGGCUACGCCUUAUUCCUAACUUAUAAAUAUUGUAGACUUUGAUUCAGAACCGGUAUAACUGUGGAUAGGCAUUGACAUAUUGACUACUAACGCGCAUAGAUUAAGAAAGAAUGACCAUACAACUAUUUUCAAUACCCCUCCCCCAGGUAUAGGGUUAUCAAAUGAUGGAAACAAGGAAAGAGAGAAAGAAAGUGUGUA
Messenger RNA from Colletotrichum navitas, 1915 nucleotides. Its product is annotated as 5-methyltetrahydropteroyltriglutamate-homocysteine methyltransferase. The record is from RefSeq and is a predicted model, not a curated record. The transcript has 2 exons. The coding region runs from base 284 to 1513 and encodes 409 amino acids. Gene Ontology annotation, molecular function: 5-methyltetrahydropteroyltriglutamate-homocysteine S-methyltransferase activity; zinc ion binding. NCBI's taxonomy places the organism in Eukaryota, Fungi, Ascomycota, Sordariomycetes, Glomerellales, Glomerellaceae.